UCUCUUGGUUUCUUAUACUAGUAAUAAAAUCAAGGAGAAGCAAGAGGAGGAAGAAGAAGAAAAAAAAAAGCCUUGGCGUUGAUCUCGUCCCUGUCGAACACCAGAGAAGUGAUGGCUAGCGGGUUGCGAUUGGAGGAGACGGAGCUCCGCCUGGGGUUGCCGGGCGGCGGUGGCGGCUGUGGAGGAGAAGCAGAAGUGUCGGUUAAGAGUUCUGGGAAGAGAGGCUUCCUGGAGACAAUUGAUCUGAAGCUGAAGCUGCAUACUCCGGUGGAGGGCAAGGAAUUAGAGUCCACUGAGAAAGAAAACAAGGCCACUGAUGCUCAUGAGAAGCCACCUGCUCCCAAAGCACAAGUGGUGGGCUGGCCUCCAGUUCGAUCCUUCCGGAAGAACAUUCUUAACGUGCAGCAACAUUCUGAGAGCAAGAACAAGGAAGAACAAAGCGACAAAACUGCAGUUGCUUCCGUCGCUGCCUUCGUGAAGGUGAGCAUGGACGGCGCUCCUUACCUUCGCAAGGUCGACCUCAAGACCUACAAGAGCUACCAGGACCUCUCCAUGGCCUUGCAGAAGAUGUUCUCCUCCUUCACCACUUCCGGAAAUUAUGGGACUGAGCAAGGAAUAAGCGUGAGGGAUUUCAUGAACGACGGCAAGGUAACUGAGCUGGUGAUCAAUGGAUCUGAGUUUGUGCCAACCUUUGAAGACAAGGAUGGGGAUUGGAUGCUCGUAGGCGACGUUCCUUGGGAGAUGUUUGUUGACUCCUGCAAACGCUUGAGGAUAAUGAAGGGAUCAGAGGCCGUCGGACUUGCACCGAGGGCCAUGGAGAAACGCAACAGAAGCUGAAGCCAUGUGGUUCAUCAACAAUCAAACAUCACAUAAUUAAGUUACUGGAUUAAAAUCAAGUGUAUUGUCUUGCAUCUGUAGUGUGCUUCCAUAUAUAUGUAUUUAUCUUCUGUUGGGGUGUAUGAUUCUUGAUAAAUAUAUAUUUCUUUUAUUAUUAUGUUUUGUCGUUUUUUGUAUGGACAGUAAACAAUGUUGCUCAUCUGAAACAUUGCUAGCUCUAUGCGGCUAUGCCUGUGUUGUGUUAA
Zingiber officinale is the source of this 1082-nucleotide messenger RNA. RefSeq names its product auxin-responsive protein IAA30-like. The coding region runs from base 112 to 837 and encodes 241 amino acids. Gene Ontology annotation, cellular component: nucleus. Gene Ontology annotation, molecular function: protein binding. Gene Ontology annotation, biological process: regulation of DNA-templated transcription. The transcript has 5 exons. The record is from RefSeq and is a predicted model, not a curated record. Lineage: Eukaryota; Viridiplantae; Streptophyta; Magnoliopsida; Zingiberales; Zingiberaceae.